AUGAUCUCGCAACUACUACGGUGCAUGCAAAACUUGGCGAGGAGAAAGUUACUGGAUAAAACGAUGCAGCUACUAUGGCUGGACCAUUUGCCGUCACCGGCACGAGCAGUCCUUGCCGCCGCUGACACAGAAGACAUUGUUAAAUUGGCCUACAUCGCUGAAGAAAUUUUGGAAAACACUAAACCUGAUCAGUUGCGGAUAGCUCAAGUAUCAACGAGUAGCACGGAUAAACUACUGCAGGAGAUUUCCAAAAUUACCGCGAAGAAUAUGGACAGGCCAAAGUCACAGCAGCGCUACAAACAUCGUGAAACUUCGCGUAGGCGUAUUCCGUUCCAGUCAGGAAACUCUCAGAGACGCCAAGAUUGGUUUAGCUUCUACCAUCAUCGUUUUUGUGAACGGGGUAAGAAGUGCGCAAUGCCGUGCAUC
This is a messenger RNA of Iphiclides podalirius (scarce swallowtail), 426 nucleotides long. The record is from the annotation of a GenBank genome assembly. Lineage: Eukaryota; Metazoa; Arthropoda; Insecta; Lepidoptera; Papilionidae.